UGACACACAACUAAACUCGCAAAGGACAAACAGAGGUAGCAACUCACAGACACGCGUCAAGAGUUUCCAGAGGGGACCAUAGCUUGCAACAACGCGGAACCCACGAGGCUAUGGACAGGAGGAUGAACUUGAACGGCGGACCAGGGGACAUUUUUCACAAAACUCUGAGCGCCGUGUCCACUAAAAAAAUGGACCCUUUCAGAUCGUCGGCCGGCAUUGAACUAGCAGCCAGAGACCGCCAGUCACCGAUCAGCUGCUUUGACCAGACUGAUCCAGACCCGAUUCAGCCCGGGGGACUGGCAGGAGGCAGAGGGGGGUCACUGGGUCUGCCGACCGGAUCUUUGUGCGUCAAGUACGGUGAAGGCGCCAAUAGGACCUCGGCGGCGGAGAGCAGCGGCGGAGAGCAGAGCCCCGACGAUGACAGUGACGGCAGGUGUGACAUGGUCCUUCUAACUGACGGGCGGACGGUGGCCGCGGGGAAAACAGAAGGAGGUAAGAAAACCAAAGAGCAGAAAUUACUGAGGCUAAACAUCAAUGCCAGAGAAAGACGACGAAUGCAUGAUCUGAACGACGCACUGGAUGAGCUCAGAGCGGUCAUCCCCUACGCGCACAGCCCCUCAGUACGGAAACUCUCCAAAAUUGCCACUUUGCUGCUUGCCAAAAACUACAUCCUUAUGCAGGCGCAAGCGCUGGAGGAGAUGAGGAGGCUAGUGGCGUAUCUCAACCAGGGCCAAGCCAUCUCUGCUGCCUCGAUACCGGCCACCACUGCACUCGCAGCUCCCGGCUUAGGCGCGUACGAGCAGCCGCCUGGAUAUCCCUUCUCCACCGGAGUGGCUGCGUCCUCUUGCCCCGAUAAAUGUGCCCUAUUCAACAACGCCACAUCCAGCCUCUGCAAACAGUGCACUGACAAGCCUUAGCCGCGGCUGACAAAGACUCAAAGACGCACAGGAGAGAACAGACACCACUUUUGAGAACACUUUUGGAGAGGAAAAGCUGUGAGGCUACUGUUGUUGAAGUCAGUAGGCUAGAGACAAAGAAGUAAUGCCGAUGAAUACUUUUAUAAUAUUUACUAAAUGCAUUCAAAACGCUUUUUUGUUCAAACAAUACUUGAUUGUGUAUAUACAUCAUCCUUAAAGUGCUGGUAUGAAUGACAGUGAAGACCAAACAUAAGUACAGUAGGCCUGUAAGAGUGGCUGCAAGUGUUGAGUGAGUUGUUGAUCAC
This is a messenger RNA of Xiphias gladius (swordfish), 1222 nucleotides long. RefSeq names its product basic helix-loop-helix family, member e22 (gene bhlhe22). NCBI's taxonomy places the organism in Eukaryota, Metazoa, Chordata, Actinopteri, Istiophoriformes, Xiphiidae. Gene Ontology annotation, molecular function: protein dimerization activity. The record is from RefSeq and is a predicted model, not a curated record. Bases 111 to 917 code for a protein of 268 amino acids. The transcript has a single exon.